Messenger RNA from Camponotus floridanus (Florida carpenter ant), 2726 nucleotides. Its product is annotated as myosin light chain kinase, smooth muscle. The transcript has 7 exons. Gene Ontology annotation, molecular function: protein serine/threonine kinase activity; ATP binding. The record is from RefSeq and is a predicted model, not a curated record. Bases 229 to 2376 code for a protein of 715 amino acids. NCBI's taxonomy places the organism in Eukaryota, Metazoa, Arthropoda, Insecta, Hymenoptera, Formicidae. Gene Ontology annotation, biological process: intracellular signal transduction; protein phosphorylation; positive regulation of apoptotic process. Gene Ontology annotation, cellular component: nucleus.
AUCCGUCCCAGCUCAGGAGAAGAAGAGAAGAGACACCCGUCCCUCGGCCCGUGUGAUACGAAAGCCGCGGAUAGUCCAUAAUCGCCCGUGAUUCGAGGUAGAUCGACGUAGAACGAGUGCAAGAUCCGAAAAUUCCCUUCGCGAUCCUCGCUCGCGAAGGAGAUCAUCUCGCUUCUUCCUUUCGCUCCCCGAGAAGGCGACGAUUCGUCGCGAGAUCGCUCGAGCAACAUGAUCCGCGUGGACGAGUCAGACCCAGUGGGAGAGAUCGAGCCCAGCUUCCCCUAUCGAGAUGUGACGGUACGUCGAGGAGUCGAGUUCAAGGACGAUUAUGACAUCCAGGCGGAGCUCGGACGGGGAAAAUUCGGCAUUGUUUAUCGAUGCAAGGAAAAAAGCGGCUUGAUGCUCGCUGCGAAAGUGGUCAACGUCAUAAAGAAGGAGGACAGACGAGCGGUGCAGAGAGAGGUCGAAAUCAUGCGACGCCUGCAGCACCCGCGAUUGAUUCAGCUGUACGACGCCAUUGAUACGGGGAAACAGAUAUAUGUUAUUUUAGAAUUGAUCGACGGCGGCGAGCUCUUCGAAAGAGUAAUAGAUGAUGAUUUCGUACUCACGGAACGCAGCUGCGCCAUUUUUAUGCGCCAAAUAUGCGAGGGGAUGGAAUUUAUGCACAGUCAGAAAAUCUUGCAUCUCGAUUUGAAACCUGAGAAUAUCCUGUGUCUGACAAAGGAAGGCAAUAGAAUUAAAAUCAUAGAUUUCGGUUUAGCGAGGGAAUACGAUCCGAAUAAAAAGUUGCAAGUGUUAUUCGGUACACCAGAAUUUGUUGCUCCGGAAGUCGUAAAUUUUGAUCACAUUGGAUUCGGUACGGACAUGUGGAGUAUAGGUGUUAUCUGUUACGUCUUAUUGUCCGGUCUAUCGCCGUUUAUGGGUGAUACAGAUAUAGAGACAAUGGCCAACGUCACUAUCGCGAAAUAUGACUUUGAUCACGAAGCCUUUGCCGAGAUUUCUGAGGACGCGAAAGAUUUCAUUAGAUGCGUUCUGGUGAAAGACAAGGAAAAGCGAAUGACGGCGGCGCAAUGUCGGGAGCACCGCUGGUUGGCGAGAAAAACGAAUAAGGCCAGGAGCGAGAAGGAAGUCGCAGGAUUGGCGGCGGCCAAACGGAUGGCCUUUAUUGAAAAUCAUCCUAUCGUAGGUAUCAUCCGUGACGAGAGCAGCGAGGAGCUGGACAUGACCAAGGACAAUCUCAGGCUGUUCGUCGAACGCUGGCGAGAACAUCCGGACAGCCCGUAUACGAUCGAUUCGUAUCACUCGUUACCGAGAAAUUCGCGAUCUCAUGAUCAAGAUGAAUCGGUGUCUCUACGAGGUCACAGUCCUUCUCCCUGCGACAGUCUUCGCAGCAGCAGCACCCUAUCGGAAAAGGUGAUGGAUCCUGUCAGAGAUAAUUAUCCCACUCAUCUAUUGUCCGUGCCGAGUUUCAGCUUGACGUUGGAAAGAAGAGCCUCCGAAGGUACAGCGGCGCGAAAUCGUCGCGAUCCGGCCAGCCAGAUUGCUCUGGCCGAGGAGAUCAUAAAGCUGUCCGAACACUUGCGUUCGAUCGCCAUGGGUUCACCCGAGGACGAGGACGAGGAUGAUAACGAACGUGUGACGGAGCUGCAGCGUCCCAGCAAGAGGCCCGAUAUCGGGAAUAAUCGUAAUACGUAUUCCAAGAGCAACGUAACGGUGACCGUGUCCGACAACGAUAAAGAGACUAAUGAGAUCACGGAGAAAUUAUCCAGCAUCACUCGACAGCGAAAGCUCAACGGGACGACCUUUCACAGUAGUCGUAGCUUCGACAGACACGACGUCGACACGAAUCCUGAAAAUGUCUUUGUAGCUCUGAGAAGAACAAGUAUCAGCGAUGGCGAGACGUCCGAGGGACAUAGACAAGAUCGAAAAUAUUCCUUUGAGCGAACGACGAUCGAGGAGAAGUUGAAUGGGAAAACGGUUGGCAAGAAAACGUCCUUUCAGGCGUCUUCGGUCAGGAAUGACAAGGAGAUGGACUUGACACCUCCCUGGCGACGACCACGUGUGAAGCGACCUUUGGGCGAGACCAGCAGGGACGUGCCAAGAAUAUCGAGUUUGCGGGACCUACAUAAAAAUCUCAACCUCAAUGAGCCUGGGAGCACCAAGGAUUUACUGUUACAGCUGUUGGGGGAAUGGGAGGAUGUCACCGCCAUAUCUUGUAGUGCCGGCGCCGGCAGGAAGUCCGUGAGCUUGGAUUGCGCGGCCAGCACGAUCGCCAGGAAGACGAUGAAUUCGCUGGCCGAGUACUUCCAGUCGAAGCAGCAGAAGGAGAAAUCUCCCGAUGUCGCGUCAUCUAUGUCGUCGUCGAUAUUUCGUUGAGCGUUGUACCUGGUAUGAGUUUCGAGUCAGAUAUCGCACAAUUUUCGUUUCUCUUCGAUCGUAAAUCUUGUUUGCUUGGUUUCUUGGAGCUGUUGAAAUAGUUUGGCACUUGAGAUGAAACAUAUAUAUGAUGUCUGGGGCAAUAAUAUAACUGAAGGUGAACGAAUCUCAAAGAAUUCGAUGAGGAAUUCAUUUUCUGAAAUUUAGAAUUAAUUUUGCAAUUGUUGAAUUUCUUUCUGUAUCUUUCUAUGUAUCUCAAUUUUAAAUAAUGAUUACGGAGCUUUACAUAAGUAAACUUUAUAUUGCAACUAGAUGAAGAUAUAAUAAUCGAGCAAUUUAAUAAAUAUUUU